UGAUGGCAGGAAUGAAGCGACUGGAAGAUCCAAAUGAUUUGAUCCGGGGUAACACUACCAGGAGUGAUGAAGAGGGUCUCAACGUCUUCGUUCAGUCACUGGCUGUGACAUUUGAGUAUCACAGGUCAGUGGAGUACCGCUUUAAAAGGAGACCCGCGCCUCCCCAGUGCACCUCCAAACGGCCGAAGAGCUCCAAACAGACCACUCCGGGUGGUCGCCUGCCAGAGGGGGGAGCUGUGAAUCAGCCGCUGGGAAGUUCUAAACCUGGCACGCCCAUCACCCAAGCUGAAGCUGACUCAGACCAUUGGCAAGAGUGGGACCUGAUAGAUCUCAUUGACAGCACGUCUGACGCCGAGGGGGCCGCGGAGACGGCAGGUUGUCACGCCGCAGGUCGGUCACGGGAAGUCUGUGGCUCAGCGGGCUGCGGCGGAGCGUCUGGGUCGGUCUUCCAUCCUCCAGACGCCGCUCAGAAAGCUAAACCUGUCCAGAAUCUGUGCCCAGCGUGUUGUCGGCGUUAUCGGACCGUAAGGAGACGCCGAGCGCCCAUCAAGGACAAACUCCUGGACAACGAUCCCACUUCCCUGACAUGUGACCAGUGGCUGCUGAUCAAAAAACGGCGGCCCGGAAAGCCGACCCCCUUCAGUCUGAGGCGUGAGCGUGGAGACGCACGGCUCGUCCCGCCGGGCAGAGAGCGCCGCGCGGGCGCAGCCGAACACGUGACCUGCUCAAGGCCGCACGUCUUCCUGCAGAGGAACCUCAGACGGUGCUCCAGACUGUUAGCAAAGAGGGGAGGGGCUUCCCCAGCGGUUGUUGCUCGUCAGCACCAGAUGGACCGCCAGAGCCUGAACGUCUGGUAGGACACGCUCUGGAAAAGGCUCUACAUGUUCUUCAGAUUGUUCUGCUCCUGCAGCUCCACAUUGUUUUUAAUGUCAUCUGUUGACUUCAUACAUUUCAUUUAAAUUAUUAACAUAUGAAAAAUAUAUGAAUUCAAAUGUUGUUGGCUGUAUUUCAGUUCCAUAUAAAGUUUGUUAAUAACUGCUA
Messenger RNA from Oryzias latipes (Japanese medaka), 1041 nucleotides. RefSeq lists its product as uncharacterized. The record is from RefSeq and is a predicted model, not a curated record. NCBI's taxonomy places the organism in Eukaryota, Metazoa, Chordata, Actinopteri, Beloniformes, Adrianichthyidae.